AUGAAAACAGCCCUGGUCUGCCUGUGCCUGUGCCUGCUCAGCACAGCUCUCUCAACACCUGUGCCACCCCCGCUGUCUGGGAGAGCUUCUGGGAACUGUGUGGGACAGCACCGGAUACUUCUGAAAGGCUGCAAUGCCAAGCAUGGCUUCUACGUUUUCAAAUACGUCUACUCGUUCUCAACGCGGAGAAACCAGACGCAGAUAAAGAAAGAAGAGCCUGACCGCCAGAGUAUCAUCCCCAGCCGCCGGCUGGAUGAGGACAAUGCCAAGCGGGAGCUGCCAGAGGCCAGGACAACCCCAGAGCACAGUGACAAUAGCAGCACUGAAGCAAUAGAGAAUGUGAUUGUCCUCAGGCCAGAAAACCGCAGCACCCCGGGUGCUGGCAGGGAUGCUCCCAGUCCUCACCCUGGCACUGGCACGCGAGCGCGCAGUGGUGUCGGCGUUGCAGGUCCCACCCCGUCCAGCUCAGAGGGCAGCGGCAAUCUGGAUUUGGUGGUUGAAGUUGAUGGUGAUGUUCCCAUUAUCCCUCAGGGUAAACAGCCCAGUGAGGUUGUGGUGGGGAACAGGUCCCGUAUCAGGAGUGAGGACAAGGAUGUUGGUGCCCCCAGAGUGGUUCCUGCAGAGGGGGCGAUGACAGAUGGGAGGGAGAGGGCCCCUGUCACUGGAGGAGCAGGGGAUGGGGGCAGCGGUGAGUCCACUGUCUCUGGCCAAGGGCAGGAGGGUGUCAUGCGAGGCACAGGAACGGGGGGUGUUGCUCUUGCCUCCGUCACUGAGAAGACAGAGGAUGUCCAAGUUGAUGCCACAGGUGUGGAUGAAUACACUUACAUCCCCGACUCGGGCAGUGUCACCAUCACCCGUGGGAACCUGGGCAGCACAGCGAGGACCACCAGCUUCACUCAAGUCUCUCCAGGCAAGGAUGAUGAGGUCAACAUCUUCAUUGAGAAGGCCAAUAUCCACGUGGGGGAGCAAGAAACCACCCAGGCCGGUGCCACUGUGGGCAGCGAGGAUGACAGCAUCACCACUGUGGGAACCAGCAGGCCCCUUCCCAGGCUGGGUGUCACGGCAGCACCUGACAGUGGUGACGAUGACAGCACCCCUGCUCGCAGGCAGCCUCAAGGACUGGCCACCACAGCCACCCCAAGCCAUGGGGACAGCGUCACCAGCAGACUCAGGGAUGCACGUCCCACAGGAGAGGAUGAGGAAGGUGCCACCACCAUUGGUGGUUAUGGGGAAGGACUAGUGACCCCUGUCCCCUGGAGAGUCACUGGUGGUGACGUCACUGUCCCCACGCUUGCCAGCAUCCGUGGGAAAGAUGAUGAUGAGGUGAGAGGUGAGGGGCAGACGUUCAAGGGGAAGCCAGAUCAUCUGGCUACCACGACCCCCCAACAGGGGGGUGAUGAGGAGGCCACCGCCACUGUCCCAGCUGAAAGAGCCAGCAUCCAUCUGGCCACUGUCCCAGCUGAAGGAGCCAGCGUCCGCCUGGCCACUACCACGGCCUCCCCUGGGGUGAGUGAGGGGGACUGCACCACCUCCUCAGUGACAGCCAGCAGCCGUGAGGCAGGCAGGAGCACCGUGGUGGGGAAAGGAGGGAGUGGGGAAGUGAGACCAGCCACCCCAAAGCCCCGUGGGGAGGGAUGGCCUGGGGCAGGGGUGAGGGUCUGGCCAGGGGGAGCAGGGCUGGACAAGACACCCAGGACAGACAAACCACCAUCCCCAAGUGGGAAAGCCAGCAGCCAGGCAUCGAGCAGGGCCCAGACAAAGGCUGGCAGCCAUGGUGGCGAUGCCGGGGGUAGGUCGCAUGCCACCAAAGCAGGGGGCAGCCCUACUCCACAGGCACGGCAAGACGUGGGCAGCAUGGCAGCAGGCAAGGGCCGGGAGAGGGGGCGAGGUGGUGAGACUGGGGCAGCAGUGUCAGGAGCUGAGGGUGGCCGCCUCCCCGGGCACCACAGCAGAAGGCUGAGGACUGGGGCACCAGGGAUGUUCUCAGCGCUGGGCCACAGCAGACAGGUGGACCAGGUGAAGCGUGCCGAUGAGCUUCAUGUCCGCGAGCGGGCUUUUUACACCCUCGGCAGGGCAGAGGGUGGCCCCCAUGGCCCCUACACAGGCCUUGGGAGUCCUGACAGCAGCCAGUCGUCUGAGGGGGAGCAGGACACCCACAGUGACAGUGGACAAAGAGGACUUCGGCCCUCAGGGUGGGGAUCCCCAGGGCACCCCCAUGGCCGCUGGAUCCAGGGAUCUCUCUGA
Neopelma chrysocephalum (saffron-crested tyrant-manakin) is the source of this 2244-nucleotide messenger RNA. RefSeq names its product matrix extracellular phosphoglycoprotein (gene MEPE). The record is from RefSeq and is a predicted model, not a curated record. The transcript is spliced from 4 exons. Lineage: Eukaryota; Metazoa; Chordata; Aves; Passeriformes; Pipridae. The coding region runs from base 1 to 2244 and encodes 747 amino acids. Gene Ontology annotation, cellular component: extracellular matrix. Gene Ontology annotation, biological process: biomineral tissue development. Gene Ontology annotation, molecular function: extracellular matrix protein binding.